GUGACAAUUUGCCAGAGGUAUCGAAUAACAACAACACAUUAAUAGCUCGCCACUCGUAGAUAUCAAGGAAAAACUCUAGCUAAAGUUGGACCAAAAUACGAUGCUAAAUUGCAUCUCGCCUGCGUACGUUGUCGAAUGAUGCGCUAUUCUGAAAUACCGCGUGAUCUCGCCGACAGACACACGUGCAAAAGUAAGGUAGGUCGAGAUACGAAAACUAGUCGGAGCUUAUCGUCAACAGGCGGUCACAACGAAUCGUACGAUGGCGAUGGUGAUGAUGGAUAUGAGCAACUCUCCUCCUCCGAUGGAAACGUUUCGCAACCGAACCAGCAUGAGGAGAAAGCACUAGACGGAAGCAUCGAUACGCCAUUGAUCGAAGACGGUAAGCGAAAACCGGAGCGCCAUCGCGACCGCCAACCCGAUGAUAAACACUUGUGCCAUAAAGCGACCGCAGGCUCGAUCGAAAGUCUCAACGAUGGAUGUUCAGCAACGUCGUCAUUUAGGCCUUGGCAUAGCUAUUCCAAAAAAUCAUACAGUCUACCGCCGAAUACAACGAUUAGUGACGUCGGCUCAAUCGUAUUCAGCUGCCAGCAAGUGUCGCCGGCUGAGCUGGCCGCUCAGAUAACACUUUUGGAUUUUCCCAUUUUUAAUGCAAUACAACCAGAGGAGCUGACCAGCUGCGGCUGGACGAAGAAAAACAAACAUACUCUAGCGCCCAAUGUGGUAGCAUUCACGAAACGAUUCAAUCAUACGACAUUUUGGACUGUACAGGAAAUACUCAACGGCGUUAGCCCGAAAGAUCGGGCUGAGAUCAUCAGUCAUUUUAUAAAGGUGGCGAAGAAAUUACAUGACAUCAACAAUCUUCACUCACUGUUUGCCGUUAUAUCUGCACUGAAAAGUGCCAGCGUUCAUCGGUUAAAAGAAAGUUGGUUGUUAGUGUCCCGAAAAGAUCAGCAACAGCUGGAUAGGUUGAGCCACCUGUUUGAUGAAAGCGAUAAUUGGUCCUCAUUGCGGAAAUGUUUAAAUCAAUUCAAACUUCCGGGUAUACCAUACCUAGGUAUAUUUCUUACGGACAUUAUCUACAUCGAUUUGAUGCAUCCCAACAAAUCGGGAGAGGAAAGUUAUGCACGCGAAACCAAAAUGAACAACGUGUUGCGAGUGUUGUCUAGCUACCAAAGUUCGAACUAUACGUUCAUCAGUCCGGUACCUCCGACGCUACGUUACCUACAGUCUCGGCGGUAUAUAGACGAGCUACAGAAUAUAUUUGAGGAGGAUCAAUAUAAAAAAUCUCUCAACUUGGAACCUACCGCCGGUGCAUCAACCAUGUCGUCUGCCGGUACUGUGCGAUUACUGAAACCAAAAACAGAGCAGAGUGAUAACAUUGGCCGCAACGUGAAACCUACUAUCGCUUUGGCGGAAUGUAAAGAUUCUCCAGACUCGACGACAUGCGCACCAAACACUAGCCAGACUAUCGUUUCGAGCGCACGACAAUUCAUACCUGGCCAUAGGAAAUGCUAUAGUUUAGGAACAAACAUUUUUUACCCUAGAUCUUCCGAACAGUCAAGCAGCUCCUCAUCGGCAUCGAGCAGUCGUCAUGCAAAGGUGGCAGAUGGAUUGAAUAAGAUGCGACACCUGCUCGAUGAUUCCUAUGUCGAAUCGAAACGCGCAAACAGUAUCGCUGCAACAGGAAGCGGGGGUAGUCACAGUAGCGACCAGGAAUCUGAACAUCCGACGGCCCUACAGUUGGUCGAGCUGGAGCCAAUAACGAGUGGAAACUUGGUGGAAGGAUACUUAAAACGUAAAACCGUUCUCAAGUAUGGUCGCAAACCUACCGUAGCAUCCUGGCAGCGGUAUUGGGUGUUGAUAUGGUCCAACACGAUGAUAUACUUUCCACCAAAAACAUUCAAGGGCAACGAACGAAGCAACUUCAAAAAGGAACCAUCCAAAAUAUUUCCCCUCGAAGGAUGGACGGCCGAAGAAUCGGAUCUUCCGCUUCAGGACGAGUUCUUCCAGCUGGUAAACUACAACCAUGGACAUGCGUAUCGUUUCAAAUCCGGUUCGAAUGCUUCCGCUAAUCGAUGGCUUGCGGCCCUGAAACAAGUCACAACACCUAAACCGGCGGAACCAUUAUCCAUCUCACUGAAUCUUAUAUCCUUUGAAUAGUGCGCGCUUAUUUCCAUAACUUGCAUCGACGUUUGCUUUCAAAAGGCUACUCCUGAUAUUGCACGUGUACUCAACAAAAUGUUCACAGUACAGAUACAUUUAGCAAGACUGGUUGACAUUAUGCAUUAUGAUUUCUUCAAAAUGAACAAAAUGCACUUGUUUAGUUUUCUUUUGCAUUGUGAUCCUUACGAUUUGUUUUACCCACAUAGUUUCCACGGCGAGUUCGGACAUGAAUUGCUUUGUACCUAGUAUUGAUAUCGAUGGUGUUAAUUAAAUAUCCAUAGUUGUUAUUACAGGCCUCUCUUUAUGUUGUGGUAUUUUGAAAAGGCUUAACCUCGUUUAUAGCGUAGAUGAACGGUGAAAAGCAAGAAAUAACUCACAGCAGGAACAACAAUGUAUGCUGUCUGCAUGAUCGUGUAACAAAUUAUCAAGCUUACAAGUACCAAUAAAGGUGUUUCAAAAAUGUUUAAAAAAGGACUC
Anopheles merus is the source of this 2640-nucleotide messenger RNA. It is a transcript of the gene RalGPS, whose product is annotated as ras-specific guanine nucleotide-releasing factor RalGPS1. The coding region runs from base 136 to 2160 and encodes 674 amino acids. Gene Ontology annotation, biological process: Ras protein signal transduction; positive regulation of GTPase activity. NCBI's taxonomy places the organism in Eukaryota, Metazoa, Arthropoda, Insecta, Diptera, Culicidae. Gene Ontology annotation, cellular component: plasma membrane. Gene Ontology annotation, molecular function: guanyl-nucleotide exchange factor activity. The record is from RefSeq and is a predicted model, not a curated record. The transcript is spliced from 7 exons.